This is a messenger RNA of Aplysia californica (California sea hare), 1596 nucleotides long. Its product is annotated as multiple epidermal growth factor-like domains protein 10. NCBI's taxonomy places the organism in Eukaryota, Metazoa, Mollusca, Gastropoda, Aplysiida, Aplysiidae. The record is from RefSeq and is a predicted model, not a curated record.
AAGCAGUCGUCCCUCUGAAUCCCGCUGUUUUCGGCGUCCUACUCUGAGCAAAGAUUGGAUCGCGCCUCUGUCGUUCCCCUCAGCUCACACAGCAGCUACUGACUGCUCCGUCUGGCAUCCCCCGCGCUCACCCACACCCACAGCUGCUCGCGUGCACGCCGAACUCACUCCCUCACUCACACACUCAAACACACACGCGCGCUCACCAGCGCUCUCUCCCACACAACAGGAUCGCUGUUGUUAGGAAAGAGGCUCUAAAUUUAGGCCUAGACGGUUCAGAAGUUUUCCGAGUGGGUUUGCCUGCUUCCCACGAGGUGGCUGGAAAAGUUUCGGCAACUUUUCAUAACAUUUAUUCCAGGAGUAAGAUACUACGAGAGUUAAUAACGUAGGAAAGUAGUUUCAGAUUCACGUACACUGUGAAUAGUUGACCAUGUGAGUGGGAACGCUUCACUUGAAUGGUUGUCCUGGAUAAAUCAAAUUAAACAGAAAUUGACGUCCAGAUGAGACAAAGAACUAGAUCUAGAUAGAUUUCCUUUGUAAGUAGACUCUAGAUCUAGAUAGUAGUGCACAGAGCUUGCUGUUCAGAGGGAAUGUACGCUAUACAAAAGCUGCUUAUCCUUAUUUUCUAACUUAUCUAAUCUAAAGCUGUGAUAAUCAAAGUUUAUUCUCCAAGGACUCAAGGAGAGAAGAAAGCGGGUUUUUACACUUUUACUUUGACCUAUUCGUGCCUGAAGAAAACUUUGAGGAGUUGGUGAGCAGCACACAUGAGAUACGCCUCAGGAGUAAGCGGAGGAGGCAACAGCCAGCAGAUGUAGACGGGUGGUGGUUCCCUCGUGUCACUGUGCUUGCCUUAUCUUUCGCUCGCGCCAACUUGUGAGAGGGAGUGAGUGAGUGAGCGGGCACUGGGCGCACGUGUUUUGCCUCUACAGAGCCUGUGCACCUUUGCCGUUCUUUCUGUUUUCUUGUGUAGCGUGUUUUUAUUUUUGUUUUGUUUUUUUACCGUGCCUUGUUCCUGUGUGCUCUGGCAAACUACGUGGUAUACUGUGUGCAGGACCGGGUUUUUUCCCCAAUCCGAACCGAGCACUUUUGGAUUACCGAUUCCGCUUCUCUUCGUUCAAAUUCAUACCGCUCGCACAAAGAGCUGUUUCUGGAGAUUUCUUAAAAAUACACAAUGGAAAAAGCUUCAAUUGGAUAAAUGAACUAAACCGGUUGGAAUACCUACAUACCCCUUUCAACUGCUCAUCACUUGUUGGAGUUUUUGGUGAUUCCUUUGUCUGUGGCCUCACACCGAGAUCAUGUCUUACUGGAGCUUCAGAAAGAUGCUGGGAACUACCACUACAGCAGCCUGGAUUUACGUGUGUGCUUUCUAUUUCCUUACUGUUGGAUUUACCAUGGGCGUUGAUGCAGUUCCCGCCAUGCACCUGACCUUCUACAGAGACAGUCUUCGGGGGAUUCUCCAGCGCUGUCCGGAUGGAUAUUUUGGCUUUAAGUGCAAGUUUGAGUGUCACUGCGAGGGGAACAGAGUCUGUGACAAGGUCACCGGAAGUUGUCCCCGCGGGUGCAAAGAUGGCUUCUGGGGCCCCGGAUGUCAGCUCG